Molecule: messenger RNA, 1738 nt
Organism: Sinocyclocheilus anshuiensis
Lineage: Eukaryota; Metazoa; Chordata; Actinopteri; Cypriniformes; Cyprinidae
Gene: mier3a
Product: mesoderm induction early response 1, family member 3 a
Exons: 14
Coding region: 39-1628 (529 amino acids)
Biological process (GO): negative regulation of transcription by RNA polymerase II
Cellular component (GO): nucleoplasm
Molecular function (GO): histone deacetylase binding; transcription corepressor activity
Source: RefSeq, a predicted model, not a curated record
CCGUCGUAAAGCCAGUUUAGUAGCCGAAAGGUACCAAGAUGGCGGAGGCUUCCUUGGGAAGUACAAGCCCAGUUGGCUCUUUGUCAUCGGAAGAUCACGAUUUUGACCCGACAGCAGAAAUGCUGGUGCAUGAUUUCGAUGAUGAGCAUACGUUAGAGGAAGAGGAGAUGAGGGAGGGCGGGUCAAGCGGGAGCUCGGAAAUCGCUGAUCUGGAGAAGGAGGGGAGCAUGCCGUUGGAAGAGCUGCUGGCAUUAUACAGAUAUGAAGCUGCAGACAGCGCUGUCGGAGGCUCUAGUGCGGACAGCUCGUCUGUAGAGCUGACCGAUGAGCUGCCCGACAUGACGUUAGAUAAAGAGGAAAUCGCUAAAGAUCUGCUCUCUGGAGACGAUGAAGAAACACAAUCUUCUGCCGAUGAUCUCACACCGUCUGUGACGUCACACGAAACCAAUGAUUUCUUCCCCAGAACUCUUCGCUCAAAUGUGGUUUACGAUGGAGACAAAGAAUCUGAGGGUGAGGAUGAUGGUUUGAGUCCUGAAGACUCUCGCAAGGAAAUCAUGGUGGGAUCUGAAUAUCAGGCAGAAAUUCCUGCUCUUACCUGUUAUAAUGAACAGGAAAAAGUGUACACAGAGGAAGAUCAGCUGCUUUGGCAGCCGGACAUGUUGCCCGAGUCAAAAGUCAAAAGCUUCUUGCAGGAUGCUGUGGACGGAAAGAUGGAUGGAGAUGGCAAAUGUUCUCUGGUCAAAGACAACGAGCAGGCCUUAUAUGAGCUUUUGAAGUGUAACUACAACGUCCACGAAGCUCUUAAACGGUAUCGCAGCAAAGACAAAUCCUCAAAGGACGAGAUGCUCCCGUGGUCUGAAGAAGAAUGCAGACAUUUUGAACAUGCUCUUCUGUUGUACGAGAAGAACUUCCACCUCGUUCAGAAACACAAAGUCAACACACGAACGGUGGCAGAAUGUGUUGCGUUUUACUACAUGUGGAAGAAAUCCGAGCGAUUCGACUUUUUCGUCCAGCAAAACCGAUUCGGGAAGAAGAAGUUCAGCAGUUAUCCUGGCGUUACGGAUCUGAUGGACCGGUUGGUGGAUGAGGCCGAGGGUUUGGUGGAUGGAUCUGCUUCUGUGUGCUCCAGCGGCAGCGGCAGGAUAGAGCCUCCAACUGAACAACAGCUCAACCUGCUCAACUCCAUCACAGCCAGUGAUCUCUCCGCGCUGACGAGCACGGUGGCGUCGGUGUGUAACCCUGCAGACGUCAGCUGUCUGGACUCCUACAACUUCUCCUCGCUGGACGGGCUGCACCGCGGGCCCCUGAGUCACGAAGAGCCACUCAACUACUCCAGCUCCAGCGACGGAGACUGCCUCAACCUGCUGGAAACCGGCUUCUACCACUCGGACCUCGGGCAGAUCAGCGUGUGCGGAGAGGACUGCGAGCGGCCCCCGGCCAAGCGGCUGAAGAUGGGCCUGUCGGAGCCGUUCUUAAACGACAACAGGAACAUGGGCGUAGAUUUCGAGGGCCGCACGCAUCACAUCACAAGUGCCAAAAUGGCGGUUUCGGUCAGUGACUUCAGCGAGGCGGGAAGCUACAUUGGCGCGCACACACUACAUCAGCACACGGCACUGCAGUCGGAGUAACACGAACGCGCGUGCAUGCCAACUCUCACGGGACUAGCUGCAAUCCAAUGUGUACAUAGCCGCAUAUUCCUUCACAUAUUUGUUUUUGGUUUCCUGAUUAUAUAUGUGUA